GUAAGGAAGGAAGGAAAAGGAGAAAAAGGCGGAGAGGGAGAAAAAGUCCUUCAGUUCCCAUGGAAGGCCACAAACACAAAAACAAAUAUCAACAGAAAGGAAUCAGGAUUGGUAACAUUGAAAAUCCAAUAACAUAGAAAGGAAAGAGUAUCCACAUAAACAAUAAUACAUCAUCACCUGCAACUGCAAGUUACAUAGACGACUCCCACCUUCUUUUCUUUACCUUUUCGUUUUGGUCUACCACUCUUCUCCAUAUCUCAUAUCUAUCAAUUUCCUUUCUCCUCGCCCAGGGUUUUUCUUUUUCUUUUUUUACUGUAGAACCGGAAAGAAAAGGAAGGGUGUAGAAUUGGAUCAAGGCCAGACAAUUAAUCUAUUAUAUAUCAGAUCACUCGGUUCAGAGAAAAACAGAGAUGUCGUGUUCAUCGUCGUCAGGUUCGGAGGAAGAUGAUGAGGGAAUGGAGUCGUACAGGAAAGGAGGGUACCACGCCGUCAGAGUUGGGGAUCAGUUCGCGGGUGGCCGCUACAUCGCUCAGAGAAAGUUGGGUUGGGGUCAGUUCUCCACCGUCUGGCUCGCCUACGACACUCGAACCUCUGAAUAUGUGGCUCUCAAGAUCCAGAAAAGUGCAGCACAAUUUGCUCAAGCUGCUCUUCAUGAGAUUGAAAUCCUCUCAGCUAUUGCCAAUGGUGAUCCCUCAAAUUCCAGCUGCAUUGUGCGACUCAUCGAUCACUUUAAGCAUACGGGCCCAAACGGGCAGCAUGUAUGCAUGGUCCUUGAGUUUCUUGGUGAUAGCUUACUCCGGCUGAUCAGGCAUAACCGAUACAAAGGCCUUGGAUUGAAUAAAGUUAGGGAGAUCUGCAAGUGCAUUUUGAUAGGUCUGGAUUACUUGCAUAGAGAACUUGGUAUAAUCCACACUGACCUAAAACUUGAAAAUAUUCUUCUCUUUUCCACCAUUGAUCCUACCAAAGACCCAGUUAGGUCUGGGCUAGCACCAAUUCUUGAAAAGCCUGAAGGGAAUCCAAAUGGUGGAAAUACAAUGAAUAUCAUUGAAAAAAAGUUGAAGAGAAGGGCUAGGAGAGUCGCUGCAAAGAUAUCGGAAAGAAAAGCUUCCAUGGGAGGAGUGGUAGUUGAAGGAGCUGAAAAAUCACAGAAAAACCUGGAUGGGAUUGAUGCGAGAUGCAAGGUUGUGGAUUUUGGAAGUGCAUGUUGUGCCGAUAAGCAGUUUGCAGAAGAAAUCCAAACUAGGCAGUAUAGAGCUCCUGAAGUUGUACUACGAGCAGGCUAUUCCUUCUCUGUUGAUAUUUGGUCAUUUGCUUGCACUGCCUUCGAACUUGCAACUGGGGACAUGAUGUUUGCUCCCAAGGGUGGACAGGACUUCAGCGAGGAUGAGGACCACCUUGCUCUAAUGAUGGAACUCCUUGGAAAGAUGCCUCGAAAGGUAGCCAUUGGAGGAGCACAAUCCAAGGAUUACUUUGACAGACAUGGUGAUCUAAAGAGGAUUCGGAGGCUGAAAUUUUGGCCACUUGAUCGGUUGCUGGUUGAGAAGUACAAUUUUUCAGAGAAGGAUGCUGGGGAGUUUGCAGAGUUUCUUUGCCCCCUUCUCGAUUUUGCACCAGAGAAGCGACCAACUGCUCAGCAGUGUCUGCAACACCCAUGGCUCAAUCUCAGGAAUUCAACAGAGGAUGAGAUGAAAAAUGAAGCUAAUCUGGGAAACGUGAAUGUUGGGAUGAGCAACCUGGAGAUUAAGAUGGGUUAAGUGAACAGGGCAUGAAAAAUAUUGGUACAGCCACACUUUUUUUGCAGAGUCCCUCCCUUCAUCUGUAUGACUGACUAUUGAUUUUUUUUUUUUUUUUUUUUGUUACACUUCUAAUAAGAUUUAUUUUUCUAAUAAGAU
Juglans regia (Persian walnut) is the source of this 1892-nucleotide messenger RNA. RefSeq names its product SRSF protein kinase 1-like. The transcript has 4 exons. Gene Ontology annotation, biological process: protein phosphorylation; regulation of mRNA processing; spliceosomal complex assembly. Bases 411 to 1754 code for a protein of 447 amino acids. Lineage: Eukaryota; Viridiplantae; Streptophyta; Magnoliopsida; Fagales; Juglandaceae. The record is from RefSeq and is a predicted model, not a curated record. Gene Ontology annotation, molecular function: ATP binding; protein kinase activity.